AUGCCCCAGUGCAGUGACGGGACACUGUGCUCCCACUGGUCCAAUAUCACCGCUUUCAACAAGGAAUCCCUCUACAUCCGCCUGUACACACCGCUCAGGCAGGCCCAGCUGCGCCUCAUGCCCGACCACUCCUCCUCCCGCUCCCACUCUUCCACCACCCUUUUGCGGGAUGGGGAGAUCGUGGAGGAGAGACUGUGGCACCGCGGGCGACUCUCAUUGGAGCAGAACCGCACAGGCCUCUACUUUGUCAUGGCAGGUCUCAGUGAGAAGGACAAUGGCAUUUAUGAAAUGCACGAUGGCCAAGGGAACCUUGUGUCGACGAACAUUGUGAGGGUUGUUGAUAAGCAUAUGCGAUGGAGAGCUGUGAUGAAGUCCAUCUCGGUUCCCUCGGGCAUGUUUCUGUCUCUGGCUGGUGUCAUCCUCUUCCUGAAGAGGUACCCCAGCUGCAGUGUCUCCAAGAUACUCAGUGGCCUGAGAGAUCGUCGCAAUGCCACCACUGCCGGUGUCCCCCCAAGAGUACACAUUGAGGACUACAGUGAGCUCAACCUCACCAGUUACACCAGUUCCCCAUACAAAAUCAGGUCAUCCAAACAAUGGAGCCCCAGUCCCUCGCGCAGUGGUUACUCUCCUGUUGUUCAGAGAGCCUAUGGAGACUCCCCAGAGCCAGUCAGAGGCACAGAGAUACUAGGAACGGAUCCCAGUCAGAACCUACUCAGCCAGGAAUCAAAAAGUCUGAGGAAGACAUCUUUCUCUCUGGUCGGGGCCUCUGACUGCCUCCACUCCUCCGAGCACUGUGCUCAGUUUGACCUCAGCAAGGUCAACCGGAACAAGGACGGCAAGAAGGACUAUUUCUCCACAUUACCACUGGACAUGGACACGUCUGACAUCUGCAGUGUGUAUACCUCAGACAAGCUGAACUUCCACUAGGAUCGGAGCUGUGAGGGAGAUACUAUAUGUGGAAAGGGAAAGAGAGGCAGAGAAGGGAGAGAGAGAGGAGAGGGAUGUGUAAAUCUGAGAAGGAAAGAUAAAGUUUGUGUGAGGGAUCCGAAAAUGGUUGGACUCACCAUUGUGCCUGUCCUCUAUUAACAGAUGGGAGAGUGAAAGAUGCAUAGUGUGGUACAGAAAAUGUAGAGGUUGAUUAGCUCUUAUUUGCUGUUCUUAAACUUUACGAGAUGUUUUCCAGAACAUAUGACAGAGAAAGCUGAACAGUCACAGUAGAAGCAGAAUGAUGCAGGUCAAUAUGAGUAUGAGGGAUACUUCAUCUGAUGGGAUUGCUGGAACACCCAGAUCACAUGGACCUCAGAUCACAUAGUCUGAUCCCAGGUGCCUCUCCAAGGUGAGAAUGUUCUGCCAACAGUAUGACUUUUGAUCUUGUUCAUUAGAUUGUUGGGUUCUUGACAUCAGCUGCUCAGCUCCCUGUGCACCUGUAAAAAGGCUCAUCACUUGUGAACUGAGGGACUGCAGUGGACAGUGGGCUGCUGGUUUUCCCAGGAACAAAUACUCUUGGGACUGCAGCCUUUUUGUCCAUAAUGUGCUGCGGAUUGUGGAUGUUGCUUUACUUGUGGAACUUUUUUAUUUGGCCGGUCAUGCAGUUCCCUAUGUUCCUUUUUUCAGGAAGUUUCCCCACAUCUCUUACAUGGCAUGUCUUAUUCACCACAAGGGCUGUCAUGGGGUUAGAGUUGUUUGACUGAGACCUGUUGUCCAUAUUUUUGUGGAUUGUGGACUUUUCCAGACUAUCCUCACUUCUCCAGCCUUGCAUUCCUUGGAUCAGGAAGUUCUCCCAACUCCUCUUCCUGCAUGUCUGACUCAUCACAAGGACUGUGUUCCUUAGGUUCGAGCUGACCUUUUUGUUGGCAAUUGUCACUGACACACUGAUUCAAAUUUGGUAUAUAGAUGACUUGUGUGUGUUCCCCCGACAUUUUACAGCCUUUAUACCUAGAGGCACCACUUAUGCUGAAGAAAUAGGUUAUGGUCAUGGUCUGUCAAUUCAUCCUUUGUGUCACAUUUAUUCUUCAAUGUCAUCCCUCAACUGCAUUCCUAUGCACAUCACAGGAUCUUAGGUAUGGGUUUGGAGACAAAACAAAGAAUCGUAUUAAUCAUUGAAUUCAUCCUCAAUUAGGGUUACUUAUUGCUUUACCGUUUGUAUCACAGCAUAUUUACACUUCAUUUUCAAUUUUCAAUAACAAAACAAUACUCUACACUCCUAACCCAUGUCUCACCAUCGACUGCGUCAUUCAGCAACUGUAUGGCUAUUGGCUGUAUUCAUUUUCGCUAUCUUAAAUGGCUACCUCGGUGCAUUUAUUGCAAUAGUAUCAGCCCUAAUCCGGUUUACCCUGCAGAGUUAUAUAGUCUUAACAUGUGAUAGUGGAUACAGUGAAGAGCCCUUCCUGUAUGGUGCCGCUGUCAGUGUAGACCUCAAAGGGGUUUGAUGGCAUUUGUGCUUGUAGGCUACUGUAAAUAAUAAGUUAUUUAGGGUAUAUCACAAUGCAUGUGCAUGUCAUCAUGUGCCCGUCUAACCCAUCCAUCCCAAAUAAAAGCUAACUCCUCACCUGACAUAUCUAGUAAGCUGUUACCUGACUCUGCCUCAAAUAUAGCAAAUGCUGUUUCCUUUAAUAUGUAGCAUACAUUGUUUGCUAUCAUGCUUCAUAUAUUGUAUGUAAGAAUCAUAGACAGGAAAUUGUGUUAUUGAGAUAUUAACACUGAGAGAUGCUGCUUUGUGCUCAACUUAAUAGAUUCCUAUUAUGAAAAUGUUUAAGUUAGGUGGGAAGAAUAUAGUAGGCUACUGUAGGUUUUCUCAACAUCUGAGAGGUAGGCCUCAUAUUGGGGAAAAGAUAACUAAAAUGAUGUUGUGAGCACUAUGUGAACCAGAAUAUUUUGGGUAUUGAAUUAAAAAAAAAUCUAGAUUUAUAGUGAACUUUAUCUUAAAUGUACAGAUUAAACAAAACAGUGGUGUUACAGUCAAGCUUUUCAUAGAAAUGUGAAGGCUCAAAAACGUUGAAUAAUUUAUGUGCUGGUGAUUUGUUUCUCUCUAAGAUAUCCUUUUUUUUUUUCAAUCAUACAAACCUGCACUAACCUCUUACACAGUGUUCUUUAACAUGUGUGAAAAUUGUUCACCAUUAAAAAAAGAUCAUCAGACUUAAUCAUUUCA
Messenger RNA from Alosa alosa (allis shad), 3148 nucleotides. RefSeq lists its product as uncharacterized. NCBI's taxonomy places the organism in Eukaryota, Metazoa, Chordata, Actinopteri, Clupeiformes, Clupeidae. The transcript is spliced from 6 exons. Bases 1 to 927 code for a protein of 308 amino acids. The record is from RefSeq and is a predicted model, not a curated record.